This is a messenger RNA of Anoplopoma fimbria (sablefish), 4194 nucleotides long. RefSeq names its product transmembrane protein 248 (gene tmem248). The transcript is spliced from 7 exons. Bases 234 to 1259 code for a protein of 341 amino acids. NCBI's taxonomy places the organism in Eukaryota, Metazoa, Chordata, Actinopteri, Perciformes, Anoplopomatidae. The record is from RefSeq and is a predicted model, not a curated record.
AAUAACGAGAAGGCGGCGCUGCGACGCUUCUCACUACGCAGUGCGGGUGGAAGGAUGUCGGAGGGGAGGAUCCACACCCAGUAUUGACGUUAUUUCUCACCACGGCGGCGUCUAUAAAGCAGAGAAUGGGAAGGAGGACACGGCGUGCUUCUUACGCAAAAAGUCUGAGCGACUAGCUUGUUAUAUUGUUGUUAGCACCUAGCAUUUAGCAGCUAGCAUCCCCGUCGGAAAAAAUGGUGUACCUGUUAAAUCCUAUAGAGAACCUGAGAAGCUACAUCAACACCCGUCCGCCGCUGGUCAUUUUUAUGAUCAGCGUCAGUGCAGUGGCCAUCGCCUUCCUGACCAUCGGUUAUUUCUUCAAGAUUAAGGAGAUCAAGUCUCCAGAGUUGACAGAGGACUGGAACACCUUUCUGCUGCGCUACAAUGAGCUGGACCUUUGUGUGUCAGAGAACGAGACGAUAAAGCACGGUCUGAACGAGUCCACCACGCCAGAGAGCAUGGUUGUGACCAGCGGCCAGGCUCGCUCCAGCACCCAGGUUCCCCUCCUGCUGGACGACUCGGGUGCCAUCAACAUCUCGGUCCCCAUCACCCUCACGCUGGACCCCCAGCGCCCGUUUGGAGGCUACUCUCGUAAUAUCACCCACCUGUACGCCACGGUGCUGGGGCAGCAGGUUGGCCUAUCUGGCCGGGAAGCCCAUGAAGAAAUAAACAUCACGUUCACCCUGCCCGUAUCCUGGAACUCAGACGAGUGUGUGCUGCACGGACACUGUGAGCAGGUGGUGUUCAGCACUUGCAUGACCAUCACGGCGGCCAGCAAUAUCUUCCCAGUCACAGUGCAGCCGCCACACUGCGUGCCGGAGACGUACACCAACGCCACAUCGUGGUACAAGGUGUUCACCACGGCCCGCGACUCGGAUACCAAGUACAGUCAGGACUACAACCCCUUCUGGUGUUACAAAGGAGCCAUCGGCAAGCUGUACCACGCACUCAACCCAAAGCUAACGGUCAUCGUCCCUGAUGAUGACCGUUCCCUCAUCAACCUGCACCUGAUGCACACAAGCUACUUCCUGUUCGUCAUGGUCAUCACGAUGUUCUGCUACGCGGUCAUUAAGGGGCGGCCCGGCAAAGUUCGGCAAACCAACCCCGACUUCUGUCCUGAGAAGGUACAGCAGACACCAGCAGUGCUAUAUGACGAGAACAGGUGGCGCUGUCAGAGGGUUAAAAAGGCCUCAGAGAGUUACGUGAGAACGUACCUGUAACACGGACAAACGCAAAGAAGCAGAAGAAAUAUAAAUAAACAUACCAGUUGCCUAGUGAACCCUGGAAGUACAUUAAGGGACACAACAGCUCUGUGAAUGCAUUACUCUUGCAAUGUUGGGUUUUUCCAACCAAAGAUAUACAAGUGCCUGUAUCUGUCGUGUACAUAUUUGUAGGAACUCUGAUAUUCUGUGCAAACCUUUUUUUUUCUCAAUUCUUUUUAUUUCUUUUGCCUGAGUCCCCUUUGUGCCACGUUCACAACAUGCAGUACAUCAAAAAAACAAACAGCGGAAGGCCCGACCCGAGAACCACGCAGACAUUCUUCUAACAGUCGCUCGCUCUUAUUUACCAACAAGAUAGGAAAAAAAAACAUAUUACUUUGGCGUUUAUCACAUAUUGGAGUUUUCUCUGUAGAUGUUUAGAUUCCUCACGAUGAGAAAAGUAAUGAUUAGUCACUUUAAUGUGUUCAAGUGAACUAAAUGAGCUCAAAAAAUACUCUGCUUGAAAACACAGCGAUGAUUUAAUCUUCACAUGCAUUUGUCAUUGCAGCUUCAACAGGGGAGAUAAUUAAUUGAGCACUCUUUUGUGUUACAUUUUUUAGUGUCAUCAAAAGUCUGAUCAGAAUUUUGACAUUGCAAAAAGAGAAAAGGUCUAUUUAAUUCAACUCUCAAUUAUAUUUAACUAGCAAUUAUGUUUCCCUGUGUGUCUGCAAUGUCAACAAACAAAGUCAAGUAUUUAGAUGACUCAUUUAUUCAUAUAUGAGCAGCCAACGGUGAAUUUAAUGAUUCCCAUUGUCUGUUUGUUCCCCGUUAGGCUUAUCACUAAAUAAGCUGCGGAGCUUCCCGUGGUCUGUGUUGAAAAUUGUUUUUUUUUUUACAGAAAAGUUGUUUUUUCUGCCUUUUUGUUUUCCGUACUCUGGCUUCAGCGCUCAUCUGCCUCUCGUGUGUUUUCUUUGCUGCCUGUCCGUCUUAACGUUGAACAUCUGGAUGAAGUGAAGCGUUCUCUUGCCUUACCGUCGGUGGAGAGCGGACGUGGAGAUGGUCUUCUCUUAUCGUUAACUCACCAGUCCUUUCUUCCACAGCCAUCUUCCUCCUUUUGUUUCUUAUAGAACGACGAACCUGUGGUUUGAAAUCAAACGUGUGAUCUUUGUCCUGUUUAUGUAAAUGUACUCAUGCUUUUAUUUGAAGCAAAUCUUCAUCAUCAUCAGUAUCACGUGUUCAAGAGUUUUACGUAGCUGGUGCACCUUUUUUGAUUUUCUUUUUGCACAUUGUGUCUCAUUUGCUCCUGUGAUUUUUGUCCAAGGUCACAUGUCAACAGUCUGAUAGUUAGCUAUAUGAACCUUGUUUCAGUUGGACUACAAAAUAAAUAUAAUUAUGUAUUAGCACAUAAUUAUAUUUGUAUAGCUAUGAUAAUAUAUUUAUGAUUAAAUCAUUUAAUUUUUUAUGAUUUUGUAGUACGGGAAAAACAUGCAAGAACUCACUUGGCGUGCGAGUGUGUUUGUGUGUGAGUGAGUUAGAGAAAUGUUCCGAUGAAUAAGAGGCGGCUUUAGACUGAUUCUCUGAAAAGCGUCUGGUACUAAAAAGGUCUGCACAGAAACAAAACAAGCGCACCUUUUCCCCAGAAAUGGUACAUUUUCACAGUAAUUGUUGUGACUCAUCUGGAACUCUUUAACUGUAGCUUUAAGGAUUAAAUUCAUGCUCUCCCCUCAUUCAUAUUUUAGAGCACGGCUGACUCUGACAAUCAUUUAUUCUAAAUGUUCUACACGCAUAAUUAGAAAUAAGUAAAAAAAAAAAAAAAAAAAGUGCUCUACUUAGAUUCAAAUCCUGAGUCACCAUCCGCUGUUCUAACACAAAUGUAAAAUCUAUUUCCAUCAAAUUAACCCCGUCAUUGCUGAGAGAAGAUUUAGUGUAAAAUCCAAACCUUCCUGCUGUUAAAGGAAAAGUAGAGAAUAAAUAAGACGGUCUAACUCCGCCUUUAAUAUUUGUUACGUAAUUGCUGAUUUUUACUGACCUCCGUUUUAUUAUUUUGUUCCAUAAUUGACGCACCUGUUGAAUGUACUUUUUUUAUAAGCAGCAUAAUCUAAAUCUGAGAUGCAAGAAUUCCAAGUGAUUUAAACAUAGUUUGUUUUAAUUUGUUUCAUUUUUAAAAGAAGCUUUACUUGAAUCGGUUUUUCUGUUCGAGUGAGAGUUCAUAUAUUUUAUCCGUUUGUGGCCAGAAAUGAAUCUCUUGUCACAUUAUUGUAUCAAACACUUUGUGCAUUUGUUUGAUUUGUGUUUUAUGAAUGAGUGGAAAGUGUUGGGUUGUGAUGCCUUUUUUUUUUUUUUCUCUGUAUUGAAUGACGCUAGGAAAAGUCUUCCUGAUUCAGAUGUGUAUCAUAUUUGAGCAUGGAUCUUUUGCUUCUGCUUUCACGGCGGGCUUGUUUUUUUGUUUUUUUCCGGGGGUAGAUCUGGCAGCUCUUACUGGACGUUUGGGAGUGUUGAAUGGGAAGCAAGUUUUGGAUUUGGCAGGCUGUGUGUGAGUGACGGGAAGCUGAAGAUGUGAAUGAAGAAAUGCCAUUUAUUGCCAAACCCUCACAGUUAACGUCGGCGACCUUCAUUUACCCGCUUCGUAUUCCCUCCUUGGUUAGAAUUGCAUCUCUUUAAUUGCAAAAAAAAAAAUGCCUUAACGUUGUACAGUUUCAUUUAAGUUCACAUAUCACAUAUUGUAAAACACACCAGCUACACAGGAACAAACGCGACGCUCGUCUCAUCACUCGUGAGCUGCAGGAGGCUCACUUUACUGCGCUUGUACAUUUAGAGAACAACAGAUUUUCUUUUUUUGUUGAAAAAGGAGCAGAUGCUUGCUGUUGUAGUUUUUUUUUAAACUACUCCACUAUAUCACUAAGGACUGGAGUAAAAACAGAGGGAGCCACGCUCUCCUUUAUCGCAGCAUCUCUCC